CCUCUUCUCUCCUUCCACACUGAGUCCAAACCUACAGUCACUGGGUCCUGAUUGUGACAGUGGAGCCCAGUUUGCACUGCAGGGUCCAGAGAUGGCAUCAGUGAAGCUGGAAGACUGCAGUCAAACACUGGAGCUGAAUGUCAUCAUUAAAGAUGAAGAAGAGGAGGAGGAGAUUGGAGACCAUGUUGAGACAUUCUCUACAUCCAGAGAGCAACAGCAGGAAGGUCACAGAGCUAAGAGGUCUCACCACUGCCCACAUUGUGAGGAGAUUUUCCCAAUUCUAUCAAAGCUAAAAAAACACCUUAAAAUACACACUGGAGAGAAUCUGUAUCCCUGUACUGACUGUGCGAAGAAAUUCACGACAUCAAGGUCACUGACAGUUCAUCAGAGAAUGCACACAGGAGAGAAGCCCUACACCUGCUCUGACUGUGGAAAGAGUUUCUCUCGAAUGGGCAACUUAAAAACACAUGAACUUAUACAUACAGGAGUGAAGCCUUACUCCUGCUCUGUUUGUGGAAUGAGUUUCUCUCGACUAGGCGACUUAAAAACACAUGAACGUAUACAUACUGGAGUGAAGCCUUACUCCUGCUCUGACUGUGACAAGAGUUUCUCUCGACUGGGCCACUUAAAAACACAUGCACGUAUACAUACAGGAGUGAAACCUUACUUCUGCUCUGACUGUGGAAAUAGUUUCUCUCGACUGGGCAACUUAAAAACACAUGAACGCAUACAUACAGGAGUGAAGCCUUACUCCUGCUCUGACUGUGGAAAGAGUUUCUCUCGACUGGGUGACUUAAAAACACAUGAACGUAUACAUACAGGAGUGAAUUCUUACUCCUGCUCUGAAUGUGGAAAGAGUUUCACUCGACUGGGCCACUUAAAAACCCAUGAACGUAUACAUACAGGAGUGAAGCCUUACUCCUGCUCUGACUGUGGAAAGAGUUUCUCUCGACUGGAAAACCUAAGAAGACAUGCACGUAUACAUACAGGAGUGAAGCCUUACUCCUGUUCUGAUUGUGUAAAAUGCUUCACAACAUCAACUGACCUAAAAGUUCAUCAGAGAACACACACAGGAGAGAAGCCUUACACCUGCUCUGACUGUGGAAAGAGUUUCUCUCGAAUGGCCCAGUUAAAAAGACACCAAGGUAAACAUGAAGGAGAGAAGCCUUACCACUGAUGUGACUGUAGAUUUUUUAUUAACAGCUGAGCUAAAAGGGUCAUCAGAGAACACACACGAGAGAAGCCUUACUUCUGCUCUUAAUGUGGCAAAAGUUUCUCCAGAUUGGGCAAUGAAAAGACACAAAAACUGAUACACACUUGAGAGAAGCCUUAUCACUGCACUGACAGUGAGAAGAGAUUCUACAAUUUGGGCCAUUUAAAAAGACACCAUUGUGUACAUAAAGGAGAGAAGCCUUGUCAGUUCUCUCAGACCAGCUAUGAUUAGUCACUCAAUCACUUAAUUUUCAUCUCAUAGAAUAAUUGUCAACUUUGAAUUGGAUCAAAUG
Salvelinus fontinalis (brook trout) is the source of this 1505-nucleotide messenger RNA. Its product is annotated as zinc finger and SCAN domain-containing protein 2-like. Gene Ontology annotation, molecular function: RNA polymerase II cis-regulatory region sequence-specific DNA binding; DNA-binding transcription factor activity, RNA polymerase II-specific. The record is from RefSeq and is a predicted model, not a curated record. Gene Ontology annotation, cellular component: nucleus. NCBI's taxonomy places the organism in Eukaryota, Metazoa, Chordata, Actinopteri, Salmoniformes, Salmonidae. The transcript is spliced from 2 exons. The coding region runs from base 92 to 1177 and encodes 361 amino acids. Gene Ontology annotation, biological process: central nervous system development; regulation of transcription by RNA polymerase II.